This is a messenger RNA of Neogale vison (American mink), 1839 nucleotides long. RefSeq names its product actin related protein 2/3 complex inhibitor (gene ARPIN). Bases 67 to 747 code for a protein of 226 amino acids. NCBI's taxonomy places the organism in Eukaryota, Metazoa, Chordata, Mammalia, Carnivora, Mustelidae. The record is from RefSeq and is a predicted model, not a curated record. The transcript has 6 exons. Gene Ontology annotation, biological process: negative regulation of actin nucleation.
CCCGGUCCGAGACCCCGUGCGCUGCCCGGGAGCGCCAGGCCUGCGGGCGCAGCGGCGGUGCGCGUCAUGAGCCGCAUCUACCAGGACUGCGCCCUCCGGAACAAGGCGGUGCGGAGCGCGCGGCUGCCGGGGGCCUGGGACCCCGCCGCCCACCAGGGGGGAAACGGCGUCCUGCUGGAGGGAGAACUGGUCGAUGUGUCUCGCCACAGCAUCUUGGACGCCCAUGACAGGAAGGAGCGCUACUACGUGCUGUACAUCAGACCCAGUCGCAUCCAUCGCCGGAAGUUCGACCCCAAGGGAAAUGAAGUUGAGCCCAACUUCAGCGCCACCAGGAAGGUCAACACGGGCUUCCUCAUGUCGUCCUACAAGGUGGAGGCGAUGGGGGACACCGACAGGCUGACACUGGAGGCCCUGAAGGCACUGGUGCAAAAGCCAGAGCUGUUUGCGCUGACGGAGAGCCUUACCCCCGACCAGACAGUGGCGUUCUGGAUGCCCGAAUCGGAGAUGGAGGCCUUGGAGCUGGAGCUGGGGGCCGGGGUACGGCUGAAAACUCGAGGCGACGGCCCCUUCGUGGAGUCCUUAGCCAAACUUGAGGCUGGAACAGUGACCAAGUGUAAUUUUGCUGGUGAUGGAAAGACAGGGGCAUCCUGGACAGACAACAUUAUGGCGCAGAAGUCUUCGGCGGGAGCCACGGAGGAGACCCGAGAGCAGGGGGACGGGGCCGAGGACGAGGAGUGGGAUGACUGAGGUGAGUGGGCGUGAAGCGUCUCUGAGGCCACCGGCACUGCUGAGACUGUGAUCCGUCACCAUCUACUCUGGAGUUCAAGGGAGUGGUCCAUCAAGCCUUCCCUGGUUCUUCCUCCGGCUGCCCCAGAAUACUCUUGGAAUAAGAACUGCUAAAGUCAAAUCCAUGACUGUGACAUGACCAAUGUCGCCCCAUGCUGUGGCUCCUGGAGGGGCCCUCCCUGGAUGUGAGUCUAGAUCUCCUAGACCUUUCCACUGUGGCCCUUGCCCUGAAUAGCAGCCUUGUUUCUAGAGGCAGGCAGUGGACUUGAACUUGGUCUUGGUGUACACUUGGGGAAUGUCCCUCAUCUGCACGCUUUCCCCUGUCCUUGUAUAUCGUGCCUUCCUCCCACACCUAACCCCUACCACCAGGGCUCUGAGCUGUAGCCUUUGCUCUUCUGUUCAAACUCCUCGUUCCCUCUGUGCCCUUUUCCUUCCCCAGAGCUGCCAGUUCUUUAUUCCUCCUCUGGUUCUCUGCAACAUUGCGGGGCUUCCUGUCUCCUGACCUCCCUGGCUGCUGUCUGAUGGGGAUGCUGUUCUCAGGGAGGCCUAGAGGCUUCCCAGGUGUGGCUGGCUGGUCCCCACCUUGCAGGCUCACUCUGCCAGGCCACAUUUUGAUAACACCUUUGUCGCUAUUGUUUCGUACUUUGAAAACUUUUUAUGAGUGAGUAAACCUUCAGAAAAGGAUUCCUGUGCAUUGACUGGGUCAUGUCAGGUGUCAACAGUCUUCCAGCUGAUCAAUGAUCCUUUAAGAAGGAAGCUGCGUCUUUUUGAUCAUGAACAUCCCCUUGCUGGGUAGUGUUCCCGCACUCAGAUCUGAGACGGGACGGGGAGUCAAAUGAGGCAGAGACUUGGUGACAUUCGGAUCCUGCUGGCCUCAGGGACAAGAUAGGGUGGUGGUGAACUAACAAUUAUUGAGUCCCCUAAUAUGUCAAACACAGCAUUAGAUGCUUUCCUUGACGGUAACUUAGCCACCGACCUGCUUCCCGGUACGAGCGCCCAUAUCCCCCGUUUUUCAAAAGUUUAUGUUAUAACACUUGGCUUUUAUGAAAGACC